Messenger RNA from Balaenoptera musculus (blue whale), 1183 nucleotides. RefSeq names its product BRICK1 subunit of SCAR/WAVE actin nucleating complex (gene BRK1). Gene Ontology annotation, cellular component: SCAR complex. The record is from RefSeq and is a predicted model, not a curated record. Gene Ontology annotation, molecular function: protein-containing complex binding. Lineage: Eukaryota; Metazoa; Chordata; Mammalia; Artiodactyla; Balaenopteridae. Gene Ontology annotation, biological process: regulation of actin polymerization or depolymerization; actin filament organization; cell motility. The coding region runs from base 67 to 294 and encodes 75 amino acids. The transcript is spliced from 3 exons.
CGCAGGCGCACUGACGGCCUGGAGGGUCGAGGCGCCUGCGCAGUCGCGCUUCCUUAGGCUGCAGCCAUGGCGGGGCAAGAGGAUCCAGUGCAGCGGGAGAUUCACCAGGACUGGGCGAACCGGGAGUACAUUGAGGUCAUCACCAGCAGCAUCAAGAAAAUCGCAGACUUUCUCAACUCGUUCGAUAUGUCUUGUCGUUCAAGACUCGCAACACUAAACGAGAAAUUGACAGCUCUUGAACGGAGAAUAGAGUACAUUGAAGCAAGGGUGACAAAAGGUGAGACCCUCACCUAGAACUGUGCCAUGCUGCUGCUGGGAAGUUGCUUUCACAGAACGCAGACCCUCGUGGGAAAGGCCCCAGCAGCCUUCAGCUCCUUCCUCUCUCCUUAAAGAGCAACAGGGCUUAUUCUUGUUUUUCUUUUUUUCAAAAAUGUGGCUUUUGGGCUCUGCCAUGUACACCCAGCAGUGUGAUGUGGCGUGUGGGGAGGAGUCCAGGGGAACUCUCAGAAACAACGUUAGGCAUUUUACUUCUUCAGUGACACUUUGUAGCACUACUGUCAACAUGUUUGAGGCGCUAAGAGCCAAAAGCUGGGACUCUGUCAAGGUCCUCCCCACCUCUCUCUUUCUCUCUCUCUCAGCCUUUCCUUGCAGCUCUCAUUGCCUCUGCAUUGAUUCUAUAAACGGUCUUUGUCUCCUCCCCACCUUUGGCCGGGGGUCAGAAGCAGUCCUGGCUGAGGUGCCCUGGCGAGGUGGCUGCCAGAGAAUGUUGUUGCUAACCCACCAGUUUCUUGUCCUUUUGGGGAGGUCAAGUCCAGGCCCCCACUUGGCUUGAAAAGGGACAUUUUCAGAGUUUUCUUUCUCUCACUUGGGGUGUCUUUAUCUCUCAUAUUUCCCUAAUAAACUCCUCAACUUUAUCUGACUGCUGUGAUUGUGGUGGGGAGAGGAGCUAGAGGUGGGGCUCACAUAUUCCACAGAAAUCUGAUGUGUGGGAUUCUUAUUCUAACAGCAAACUUUCAGAUGUAGCUGUUUGGUCAAACCUUAGGUGGCUUGCCAGCUGGAGCCCCCAUAUUUGGACUUUGCGCUAAUUCAUCCUGGGAAUCGUUUGGUCAUUCAGUGGACAUUUACCAAGUACUUAGUAUGUAGGCACUUUAUGCUCCAAUAAAAUAUACAGUGUUGAAUCAGG